AUGGCGACGCGACGUAACAUCUCUUCAGAGAAGGCAAUCUCUGAAGCGCAAGGUGGCCCUUCGGCCGCGGACCAGGUAUCAGAUACGACGCCUGCUGUGCCUGCCCAUGUAAUCUACAAGCUCCUAGGCUUCACAGCAGCCAUGGUAUGUGUACCGAUAGGGUCGUAUUUCUUGACGCUCAACCUGUUUUUCCGAGGCAAAGCUGUAUGGGCGGGCGCAUGUGCCGCCAUUAUGGCGAACGUCGUGCUCAUAGCCUACAUUAUUGUGGCCAUGAAAGAAGACCAAAGCGAGAAGAUCGAGGCCGAGCAGAACCGGAAGAAAGCUCAGUGA
Exophiala xenobiotica is the source of this 330-nucleotide messenger RNA. RefSeq lists its product as uncharacterized. Gene Ontology annotation, biological process: vacuolar proton-transporting V-type ATPase complex assembly. Lineage: Eukaryota; Fungi; Ascomycota; Eurotiomycetes; Chaetothyriales; Herpotrichiellaceae. The record is from RefSeq and is a predicted model, not a curated record. Gene Ontology annotation, cellular component: endoplasmic reticulum membrane. The transcript has 3 exons. Bases 1 to 330 code for a protein of 109 amino acids.